Messenger RNA from Athene cunicularia (burrowing owl), 2686 nucleotides. RefSeq names its product ATP synthase membrane subunit 6.8PL (gene ATP5MJ). The record is from RefSeq and is a predicted model, not a curated record. NCBI's taxonomy places the organism in Eukaryota, Metazoa, Chordata, Aves, Strigiformes, Strigidae. The coding region runs from base 11 to 289 and encodes 92 amino acids. Gene Ontology annotation, cellular component: mitochondrion. The transcript has 4 exons.
UCUCGGCCCGAUGACUCCUCUCGUUGGCGCGCCCUUUCCCAGCAUCCCCCGCGGCGGUAGCGGAGGCCGUCCCCGCUCGGUGACCUUCGCCGGCAGCUCGCGCCGCCCAGCUCUAACGAUGGUGCAGACGAUGAUUCCAAAGUCAUUGAGAGCCAUGAAAUUCUACUUCACUACCGUGUACCAAGAAAUAUGGGUUGGUGUAGCAAUAACAGCUUAUGUCUACUACAAAAUUUCAUAUGGGGGAAAAAAAGCAGUGGCAGAUAAGUCCUCUGGUGCUGGCCAUCAUUAAAGACUACUUCUCUUCUUGGAGUAUGCACUUGGUGGUUUGUCAUCUUUACUGUAAAUGAAGCAAGUUACAACCAUAGGGAAUUGAAUUCUAAAACUGUACUUUAUCCAUCUGCUGUAAUUACAGGAAGAAUAAAUCCAUUGAGUAACAAAGAAUUAAACAUGUUGGACAAAGUAUGCUGGAGCAUGUUAACUUAAUUUUUAGAAUAAGCAUUUUUUGUUUUCUACAGUUCUUCUAAGAUCCAUGUUAAAGUUGUUCAAUAGUGCUUUGAAAAGGACCAAAUUUCUGUAACUAAACUUCUUAAUAGAAUCAGCCAACAUUUCUUACAAUAGUAUUAAACCUCUUAUACCUUUUUGGGCUAGAACUUUUGAAAUACUCCAUUUACUUCUAAGAUGCCAUUUAAUAGUAUGCCAAGUUUGAGAACUUAAUUCUCAGCUUUUUGUCAAAUUGUGGUGCAGUAAUUAAGGGUACAAAGUUCUUUUUAAAACAUUACAUUUUCUUUAAAGAGUUUUCAGUUCUGCAAGGUCUAAAAGCAAAAGGUGUAUUGUUAUUAAAACACCAUGCAAAAUGUUUAGAGGUUUUUAAAAAGUACAUUAUUGGCAACUAUCUUUUUUUUGUCCUUCAUAUACAGUAGCAGUAAGGAAUUAUUCUGAAAGGCUCUUUAGUCACAAAUUUUGCGAUGGAGUAAGUAAUAACAUGCCCAGAUUGUAUGAGAAAAUUAUUACUACAUGGGCCCUCAUCUUCUAUUUGAGCUUAUGAAAAUCUCAGAAUAUAAAGGGAAUAAUGAAAUUUUGCACUGUGGCAGCAGUUAAUAUAAGCAUAAACAAACAUUUAACUGACUUUAAAAGUUUUCAUUUUUACUGAUAAUUCAGAUGUAAUACAUGUAUUACUAGGAUGGGUUGUUACUGGGUUUUGCAGAUAGCUGUUAAUGUAACUCCAUAGCUUGUAUUAUAUUUUGGAGACUCUAGGAACCUACACUAUCUUAAAAAAAACAGAACUGUACAUGCUAAAUUCUGUACCAGGGAUCCAUAGCGUAUAAAACCAAAACUGGACUUCAUGUCAUGUUUUCAUUUUAGCCUAAUCUGCUUUUGAGAAGAUUAAGAGGCUUAGGUAAUUUUAAUGACUUAAUGCUUACGUACAUCUUUUUAACUACUGCACUGAAACAUCUUAAAUCUUUCAGCUUGAUUAAAAUUUUGCUUUUCAUUCUCCCUGACUGCAGUAUCUGGCCAUAACUUAAAUAUUUGUACUUGAGCACUGAGGAGCUAGAUAACCUUACCUGCUGAUGGCAAACAUUCCAAACACUGUGUUGCCUUUAAUUUCUUCAAAAUCUGUACUUCUGUUUAAGCCUAAUAGCUGUACCUACUACCAGUCAUAUUUCUGUGAAAGCUUUUUUUAAAAAGGCGGGUAUUGCGUUACUCAGUUUGAAAUGGUGACAUCUAUCUUUCAUGCAUUCUUGACGUUUCUUUCACCUUCCAGAGUUUUCCUUGUUGUUGCAUCUUCCCUUGAUACGUUUUAGCUGAUUCUUUCAUCAUCAUUUCUGUAUGGGUUUUUCAGUAUUUCCUCACUGCAGAAGAAUGAGAAGUAGAAAGAACUCGCUAUUUGUUUCUUUACAUAAAACCAAAAGCAUCCAGAAGAAGGGAACAGAAUAAAAACUACAAGAAAAUGGUGCUUCAAAUGAACAGAUAUUAGGCCAGUGGUGACUACAGGGUGAGUCAGUGUUGUGGUAUAGUUAAUAAGUGGUUCAGAUUUAAAAUUCAUGCCAGGUGAAGAGCUAUACAUGCAUUUGUAAUGCAAAUUUAUGAUUAGUAGGUUAUAGUUCCUAAGAUACUACACAUACUUCAAAUGACGUGCUUUGGCAAUUUUCAAUUACAGAGCUAAGGAAAACAAGCUAGGGAAAAAACGUUAAUCACUGCAGGAUUUGCUUCACCUUAGCUAGAACCUAGUACACUGGGACGGAGCUACAUCAACAUGCUGUCUGAUCUCUUACAUGUUAACUGAAAACAAGAGGAGCUUCUGCUAACCUGCCCUUGGAGCACUGUUAACUGAACUUUUAGGUAAACUUUACAUACUAAAACUCUUAACGCUUCUUGAUAUCUGACUUGGUUGAUUUUCUAGUAGGGAAAGAAACUACAUAUGGACAGCAAUGUCUCAGUUAUGAAAACAACACUUUCUACCAAAAUAAUGCUAUCUGCAGCAACUGGUUCUUCCAUUAGUGCAUCUGUUGGAAAUUUCUGUGAAGGUUGCAGAAUAUUCCUGUUUCAGAUUUUUACUUAACACACAAAUCUCUACAAAAGACGGUAAAACUGGUAUUUAUGUUUAAAUAUUUUUUUUAAUUUCUUGAGUAGGAUACAGAAGGAAGAAAUUAACUUUUAGUCAGUGGCUUGACUCCAAAGCAGAAAU